This is a messenger RNA of Heteronotia binoei (common prickly gecko), 2113 nucleotides long. RefSeq names its product glutaredoxin 2 (gene GLRX2). Bases 217 to 654 code for a protein of 145 amino acids. The record is from RefSeq and is a predicted model, not a curated record. The transcript has 4 exons. NCBI's taxonomy places the organism in Eukaryota, Metazoa, Chordata, Lepidosauria, Squamata, Gekkonidae.
AGCAUGGCCCCGCUCACAAUCCUCGAGAGCGGGCGGCGCCGAUGAUGAUUGGCAAUUCAGCGAGCCCUUCGUGGCGACGCGGAAAGAAGGGGGUGCGGCCUGAACAAAAAAAAUAGACAGGGAAUGGCAUAGACGGCCUCGGAUGGCAGGGGUCCUAGGCAGCGCCGCGAUCCUCCUAGAGGGGGCGGGGCUUGAGUCGGCUUCCUCGAGCUGCUGAUGGCCCUGAGAAGGCUGCGGAGGCUGAGGGCGGCUGUUCCUUGGCUCAGAAUGGGGAACAGUACAUCUGCUACAACAGACAUAUCUAAUGUUGCCACUGCUAACCAAAUACAGGAAACUAUCUUGGACAAUUGUGUAGUGAUCUUCUCAAAAACAACCUGUUCCUAUUGCAAUGUGGCAAAAACGCUAUUUCGGGAUAUGAACGUGAACUACAAAGCCGUAGAGCUAGACACAUAUGAAAACGGAAAUCAAUUUCAAGAUGUUCUUCAUCGAAUGACUGGUGGCAGGACAGUUCCCCGAAUAUUUAUCAAUGGAACUUUUGUUGGAGGGGCUACAGAUACUCUGAGACUCCAUCGCGAGGGGAAGCUGCUUCCUUUAGUGCACCAGUGUCAGAUGCCAAGAUCAGGAAACUUACAACAACCAUGUAGCUUUCCUUAACCUUAUUCUUGAUUGCUUAGCAUUUAGUCACUUUUUUUUUAACACCAAGGAUAUGUGCAUAUCAAGUAAAUAAGUGUUUUGGCAACUUGAGAAAAACAGGUAAUGAGUGGUUUAGAGAGCAUCUUUCUUCUAAUCUUCAAGUUGUCCUGUAAUUGCAGGUUUCAUUUUGGUAUUUCAUCCUAGUUCUUUACAUGGUGCUAGCAUUUAAUGAAGCAUGGAAUUAUCUUGAAACAUAUAAUAAUUCUUUUAAAAAGCAGUAUUUGGUAAGUGAAUAUGAAGCUGAUAUAUAUAUGUGAGCAACUGCUGGAUUAUAAUUGUGGCCAGAUUAGUUCUUAAGAUUGUUUGCUGGGGAUAAAUGUACUCCCCGUAACAAGAUAAAACUACGCCAGAGCAAACAUCUGGUUACAUGAGCUACCCAAAAGUCUUACUCCAAUGAGACACUAAUGCAACAAAAAGGAAGAGAACUGACCACUAAAAUAAACUUUCUUAAAUCUGAUUUUCCCCUCCUUGUCUGAAGGCGGCACACUGUGGAAAGCCAUUGCACUCAAGCCAUAAACCAGGAGGACAGGAGAUCAAGAGUGCAUGAAAACAAGUGUUUACAAAGCUUCUUUCUGUUUUGUGCUGGACUCAGAACUGUGCAAAGUUUUCCACAUGCAAAUAUGUUUCAGUGCCACCCACCUACACAGCUCAAAAAGUCAUUCUUGAAGGUCAAGUGCCACUUCAGGGCAGCAUUGUAUAAGACAUAAAGGGCUGUAGCUGAAAGGAAAAAUGGAUCACCGCUCAUGGCAGUGGGCAGCUGUGUCUUUUUGGUUCUAAUUCAGGACAUUUUUUUCAUAAUGAAGCAAAAGAGUGGGGGAUUCUGUGAGAAUGCUUUGGAAAAAAAUUAAGUUAAGAAGAGUAUCUGCUCCAUGUCAAUUCUCAGAGUUUCAGCUAGAGCUUAAAAGCAAUGGUAGCUCCAGAAUAUUACAUCCCCUCAUUAAGGAUGAACAAGCCCCUGAUUGCCACAGCCAGGCAGCUGGAGGGCAGUGCUAUUUUGCAAAAUGUGAUUUUCAAAAUCCAAAGGGGGUAUUUACCAGGGAAAACUGGUGGUAUGCAGGGCAACAAAUGCCCCUACUUUGGAGUCAUGCUGCUUUUGAAGAACUGAGGACAAAAAUAAAAAUGACCUGGGAAAUGUACUUUGUACAUUCUUGUAGAAUUCUUAAGCAGAAUAGUUAAGCACCCCUCUUGGCUGCAAAAUAUCCUUCCCCCUCCUUCCCAGCCCCAGUGGUAUCAUGCAAAUAAGCUGUUUCUGCAGGCAUUGAGAAUGGGAAAGUACCGUUCUAUUUUAAAUGUAAUGAGUCACAGUUUGGAAACUCUUAUCUGUUGUCUUGCAAAUACAUUCUUGGGACUAAAGGCAAGCCAGUUGAAGUAUUAUUUUUUUUUCUUUGUUGUCAAGAUAAAAAUAAAAUGAAGAAAUCUA